Prunus armeniaca (apricot) is the source of this 330-nucleotide messenger RNA. The record is from the annotation of a GenBank genome assembly. NCBI's taxonomy places the organism in Eukaryota, Viridiplantae, Streptophyta, Magnoliopsida, Rosales, Rosaceae.
AUGUGCUUUGGUAUCCUCCAAGCCCGGUGGGCUAUUAUGAGGGGUGCAGCGAGUCUGUUUAAUGAGGAGGUGUUGAGGAGCAUAAUUAUGACAUGCAUCAUCCUCCAUAACAUGAUUGUGGAGGAUGAGUAUGAUUACGAUGCUGCAGACGUGUACGAACCGGAUCCCAUGAACAUGGCAUUGACAAGAAUUUAUGAAAAACUCAUGGGGCCAAAUGGAGAAUCAGUGCAGCAUGAAGUGUUGGUUAGGGACGGUCGUUUCAUGACCCAUAUGAUUGAUCGAUAUACGGAGAUGGAAUCGUCUUAUAUUUAUGAACGACUUGUGGUUUGA